UGUUACUUUGAGUUUAUCUUCAAUGAAUUAGCUUUACACAGACACUAAAACGCAUGGCUGUUGUUGUUCUCCUGCAGCACAGCGAGACGCAUCAGUCAUUCAUUCAUGAUUGAUGACCUGUGAGGAAGCAGGCUAUCCUUUAUCCAUUUUCCACUACGACUGAACCACUGCACCAAACCACUAACUUCCUUUGUUUUAGUAUUUAUUUUGAACCACUAAUGCAACCUGGGUACUGAGGAGAUAGUCAGUUUUGAAUGUUAGUUUUAGCAGCACUUUCUUUUAUAAUCCUACUGACACCUAACUGGAACCUCAUGGGUGGAUGGGAACAUGAGGAGCGCUCUGUCUGAUCUGAACCAGCUUCCAAGUAGCUAGAAGAUCUGAUCGAAGCACAACAGACAGCCCCAUUGUGUGGACUAAGAACUGAGGAGGAACGAGAUGACGAUGGUGAUAGGGAUGAUGAUAAAAGAGGCCCAGUGACAGCGUUGAUCCCGCACCAGGAAGCAGAGGAGUUGUCACAAGGCUGCAGACAUGAGUCUUCGCCAACCCACCUCUACACUGGACAGGCUCAGCAGUCUGACCAUCGGGGACUCGGAUCGCAAAUCCUCUGCCGCCCAGCAGAGGGAGCCAACGGCCGAUAUCCCCGCUGAGAGCACAGGUCCUGGUCUUGUGCAGAGAUGUGUGGUCGUGCAGAAGGACCAGCUCGGUUUCGGCUUCACAGUGUGUGGAGAGAGAGUCAAGCUAGUGCAGAAUGUCCGACCAGGUGGUGCAGCAGUCAAGGCCGGGGUCCAAGAGGGGGACCGGAUCAUAAAGGUGAACGGCUCGCUGGUGUCCUCCAUGUCCCAUCAGGAGGUGGUGAAGCUCAUCAAAUCUGGAACAUAUGUAGCUCUGACACUACAAGGACCUCCCCCAUCAGCUGCUUCCUUGCCCUUAGAGCCCCUCCCCACUGACCUCACACCCAAUCAAAGAACGUCUCUGGGUGGGGAAGCUCCACCCCCUCCUCCUCCACCCUUGCCCUCUGGACUGAGCAGCAACCCUUCCCAAAGAAUCACUGGACCUAAACCACUACAGGACCCAGAAGUACAAAAACAUGCCACUCAGAUACUCAGGAAAAUGCUGGAGCAGGAAGAAGCUGAACUGCAGGACUUGAUGGAGGAGCGGUUGAGGAACCCGUCGCCGUCACUGGAGGAGCGGAUAGAAAGCGCGAAGAGGAGAGCUCACCAAGUCAGGGUCAAGAUUCAGCAAGAUCUGGAGGGAACGCGAUCAGAAUCUAUCACAAGCUACGUCAUAGCUGGAGAAGGUCGACUAUCAGUGGACUCAAGCGAAGGGGACAUGGAGGCCUUUGAGAGUCCCCACUCCUCCCCCUCAUCCUCCUUCAGGACCCCCCUACACCGACGGCAGAGCUCCGAUACACACACCCUCUCCGAUUCGGGCGGAAAGGCCCAGAUCAUUGGCCCUGAGGAAGAAGAUGAAGAAGAUGACGGCUAUGCAUUUAAUGAGAUGGAUGGUCCAUUCCAGGACAUUGAGUUGCUGAAAUCACGACCAGCACACAUGACAGUUUUCAUGAGAUAUGUCUUCACUCAGCUUCUGGACCCCAACCCUCUGCUGUUUUACCUCUCGGUGGAGGCCUACCUGGGCUCCAGUCCUAAAGAUGCCCGCGCACUUGCACCUCAGAUCUGCUCCCAUUACCUGGACCCAGAUGCUCCCUUGAAAAUCAAAGUACGAGAGGAGUAUCUCACAGAUAUCGAGAGUCGGUUACACGCCCAGGAGGACAUCAGAGGACCCCUGUCUGAGCUGCAGCAGCAGGUCCUGCCGGACAUUCAGGACCAGAUACAGGACUACAGGAACAAGCAGAUGAUGGGUCUCGGCUCUCUGUUUGGAGAAGGAGAUCUGCAGCACCUUGAUGGAGACCCAGUGAAAGAGAGACAGGUGGUGGACAGACAGGUCACUGCCCUCUGGGAGAUAUUAUCAAAGCACGAAGAGGACAGAAGUUCUCCUCUGGCAUCAGCGGUCCUCCUAUACCUGCGUCAUUCUGGUAUCAAAAUAAGAGACUCCAAGGUCUUCCCUGGUCUGAGUACAGAGAAGGAGAAGUGGCUUGCUUUCUUAAAGACGAAAAAGCUGAGUGGUACCAAGAAAGAGAAAGAUGGAGAGGAUAAAAAGAGAAAUCCCAUCCUGAAGUACAUCGGCAAACCCCGAACCACAUCGCAGUCCACAUUCCAUGUCCCGUUGUCACCCAACGAAGUCCGUCCUGGCAGUGUGAGGAACAUCAUUCAGCAGUUUGAGAAUCACACGGAGACGACAGGAGAGGAGGGAGGUGACGCUGCCGACGCCCAGAGGCUCUCCUCCAGCAGCCUGGGAGAAGACAGCAUGGACAGCCCUACGGUCUCGGUGCGUCUGGCACGCAGCGAGUCGUUGAAGGCUCAAGGAGAAGGGCGUCGGCGGGGUGUUGCCUCAGGAACGGAGUCUGUCCCCCGCUCUCGUAGUGAUGUGGACAUGGAGGACUGCGGGGAGGAGAGGGAGGGGCCUGGCCUCAGGCUGCUGCAGCACAGCGCCUCAUCGUCUGCGUCCAGCAGCUCUGCGCGGUCUCUAGAGAACCCUACACCCCCAUACACCCCUCGGUCUAGACGCAGGAGCGUGGACUCACCCCUUGCCCUGCUACCGGACGCCGCGGCGCUGGAAGAGGAGGUGUGUGACGGUCAGAACUGGCAGGACACGGUGCCUCCUCAGCUGCUCGCCUCACUCAGCCCGAGGGAGGUGGACAGACAGGCUGUUAUAUAUGAGCUGUUCACCACCGAGGUGUCCCACCUGCGCACCUUGCGGGUCCUGGACCAGGUCUUUUUCCAGAAGAUGAGGUCUGUGCUGAACUCUGAUGAGCUGGCCUGCAUCUUCCCCAACCUGCCCCAGGUCUACGAACUCCACGCAAGUCUGUGUGAGGCAAUGAAGAAACGAAGAGAAACUCCCAUCGUUCAGGACAUCGGGGACGUGAUGCUGGCCAGGUUUGAAGGUGCAGCUGGAGACGAGUUUCAGGAACAGGCGUCCCAGCUGUGCAGUCAGCAGUCUCAGGCUCUGGAGCUCAUCAAGAACAAACAACGUAAAGACCCUCGCUUCGCUCACAUCAUCCAGGAGUGUGAGGCGAGUCCUCACUGUCGGAGGCUGCAGCUGAAAGACCUGCUGGUGUCGGAGAUGCAGAGACUCACCAAGUACCCUCUGCUGCUGGACAACAUCAUUAAACACACAGAGGCUGGUUCGUCGGACCUCCCCUCACUCCAGCGGGCCCAGGCUUGUUGCCGAGGGAUACUGCAGGCUGUCAACGAGGACGUCAGGGAAACAGAACAUCGGCAACGUCUCAGCCAAUACCAACGCAGACUAGAUGCUGCCCCUCAAUUCAAGAGUCUGGACCUGACCACAAAGAGAAUGAUUCAUGAAGGUCCUCUCACCUGGAAAGUGAGCAAAGAUAAGCAGAUAGAGAUCCAAGCGCUGCUGCUGUCAGAUUGCCUGGUCCUCCUUCAGAGGGGCCCAGAUGACCGGCUGCAGCUGCGAUAUCCAUCCCGCUGGCUGGGUGGAGGCGGAGGAGGCAGCGGAGACAGCAAGACCUCCUUCAGCCCUCUGGUGAAGCUGGACUCACUGCUGGUCCGCUCAGUAGCUACAGACAAUAAAGCCCUGUACGUCAUCAGCACCACAGAGAGGCAGAUCUACGAGCUGGUGGCCGGAACAUCAUCAGAAAAAAACACCUGGAAAGAUUUACUUGAGAAGACUGUCUCGUCAGCGGAUGGCUCAUCACCCCUGAUCAAUCAUGGAUCCAUGCCACUACCUUCCCCCAGUAUACGCAGCGCUUCCCCAGUAUCAACUGGCAGCAAUGUCGAUGCAGACAACUCGAUGACAGAGCAGUCAGAUUCCAUGGAGACUCAUUCCUCCAACAACGACAUUGUGCUCUCUGACAACACACCUGUGGACCAAUCAGGCGCUUUCAUCUGUGGUGAAAGGCAAGCAGUUGGGGUGGCAGAAGCCGCUUUACAAGAUGUUGAAACACUUCGGCGGCUCAUAUCACGAGACCUGGAAGAGGACGGAUGGAGCCACGAUUCAGAUGACACACCCACCAACGAGACGGCCAAUGAGGGGAGCUCGUUCUCUGACAGACAGCGGCCGGAGUCUUUGGAGACCAUCCUCAACUUCAGCACCAACGACUUGGAGGCUGAACCUGAGGAGGUUCCGCCCUCAGACACUGAACAGCCCAGCGUUCAGGUCAUAAGGAAAGCUGUGGUUGCGGGUCCUUCUUCUUCUUCUGUCCCUGAUGGCAUCACUGAUGAUGUCGCCCCAGACCAAUCAUCCAAGCCGAGAGGCGAGGCCACUACGCAGGGGAACACUUUCUACUUGGUAAUGCCGACAGAGCAGGGAGAGAGCGUCACCGAUGAUCUCAACGACCCUCCGACCCCCACCGCCAGCCACUUCCCUCAGCCUCCGGAGGAAGUGAUGGCACCGCAGACGCAGCCUGCGGAGGAGACGCCAGCCUGCGGUUCAGAGUCCAACCAAUCAGAGGCUAUGCAACCGGAACAGGAAGAAGAAACGGGUCAAUCACAGGCUGGGCACCAGAGUCACGUGAUCAAAAAUGUGGAUGAGAUUUUCAACACAAUCGAGGGGUUGAUGAGCAAGUUGCGCCAGCUGAAGGAAAUAGAGAAGGCUCAUCACAAGCUUUUGAAAACCCUCACAGAGCCCUCUGUCAAUCAGGAAUCAGGCGACCAAAAGAAUCACUCGGCAACUGUCUCCAGGACGCCAUCUCUGGAUCGCGGCUCAGGAGACGGUAAAGAAGGAAGUCCAGCAGAACCCAAGAUUCAAUCAACUGGAUUCUGAUGUUGCUCUGGAGUGGAUUUACUUGCAGUCAUUCAGUCUUGAUUGAUGGCAUAUGAACACAUCCAUAUGUACCUAUUGUCAGACUCGGGCACUGUAGCCCCGCCUCCCCUUGCCCCACAUCCCUGCAUGCACCGACCAGUGGAGCAGAGCCUAAGGACUGUAGCCGUUUUUGUUUUUCUGGUUCCCUGGGAUACCAAGAAACUGGUCGGACUCAUCAGGAUUUCUGAGGUCAACGCAACCUCUGACUUCUACCAGAGCAUGAGGAGGAGUCCAGGGCAAGUGAGGACAAAAGUAUGAAGGAACAAAAAGGCAGAAGACAAGUUGACUAGUGAAGAGAAAAGGAAAAGUUGGAAGAGCUGGAAAAAUGACCAAGUUGGAUAUUUGUGAAGGAAAGUGAUUUGUAUGUCUUGCUUUUAAGAGCUGGUUGAAGGAACGGAGCAGAAAAGUGUUGAAAUGUUAAUUUAAGGAAAAAUCCGAGGGACCCAUCACCCCAGCACUUUACCCACAAUGCAUCCCUCUGUCAUGUACAUCUUCUACAGUGGACAGAUCAGGGACUGGACAUGCCUUGGGCUUCAUUUAGGGGCCGACACUUAAGCAAAGAUGGCCUCUGGGGGUCCCCUCCCCCCUUCCACUGGUUGCUUUACACUGAGUUCACCUGCCACUACGGCCGAAGGACUGUGUCUAUAUAAUUCAGGUUAUUUGCACUGGGUAAGGAAACCAAUAUCACAAACACACAAGCAUCCUUUAACCUUAUUAUUCAUCUCAGAUGUUCAUGUCCCCCCACUGUGGGAGAAACGGUAGUUAUUAUCUAUGGGAACAGUUGCAGGCAUGCUGUCAUAUCCUUAAGCCUUUUUUUUAAGCUACAAGAUGGCUAUCCAUCAAUGCAACGUAUUGAUCAUUACAUGUUUGGUAUUGAUUGUUUUUUUUAAGUUCUGGAAACACUACUGCGCUGUUUACUACUGAAAUGCUGGCAGGUUUUAUUUUCAGCGCUGCUUCAGAGGCGUACAGGGAUCUCAGCGAUUCAAAUAACAAGCUCAGCGGAUUCACACAGCUGUUAUGAACAUGUAGAGUUGUUAAGGUUAAACAUUUGGGAGAUUUUGGAUGUUUUUGGGCUGUUUUAAGACGGGCAACGAGUGUGAGGAAACAAGACAAUGACAGAUUCAAACAUAGAAACUUGAAUUUUCAGUGAAAACCUGUUUGUUACUCAAUUACAUUGCUGCCAAAUAAUACCGCUGACAUUGCCUGUCUACACUUUAAGAUUUGACUGUGCAUCCUUUAGCCCUCUCCAGUGUAUCGUGUGUGGAAAAACCACAGGAAAUACUGUGAACCAGCAUCUUCUCCCCUCUCCCAUCCAGUGGUCAUGCCAUACAGUGUUUAUAUAUAACCCUCAAGCCAUGACCCUUUACCAAGUAGCUUUGCAAUGUGAGACCUCCCUGAACUGAACAACUUACAUUUAUUCAAAGAUAAGAAAAGCUUUGUAAAAAUUAUUAAAUUUCACAUCAAGGUCACCUCACAGUUGAUGAAGCAAAAAUGCAUUUAAAGAAAGAGCUCAACAUUUUGAUAAAUGAGUUUAACUGCUUUCCUGCCAAGAGUCUUCCAGCCAGCAGCUGGUUAGCUUAGCUGAACGUAAACAAUGGAAGCAAAAGGAAACGGCCAGCCUGCCUCUAAAGCUCACUAAAUAAUAUGUUACAUCUUGUUUGUAUAGAUUAGACAAACGAGAUGAAAUUUGUUAAUUAGUCAGCUUUAUAGGUGCUGGCAGGUGGAGUUUGUCACUUUGAAAAGAGCCAGACAAAGUUUCAUCCCUCUGUUUCGUGUGUUUAGGCAGAGCUAAGCUUACAUGCUGCUGACUCCAGCUCUGUACUUAUUACACAGACAUGAGAGCAGCAUUGAUCUCCUCGUCUAACUCUUGGCGUGAAAUCGAAUUAGCGUAUUUCCCAAAAUGUCGAACUAUUCUUCUUACUAUUUUCGGAUCAUAUGUAGGCGUUUAUCGUCCUUGACGUUGAGAAAUGUUUUGUUUAUGCCUUGGUUGAGGCAUGUAUAACCAGCAAAAACUGACACUUAAGCAAAGUUUGUCUCUGAUCUUUUUUUUUUUUUCAAAGUCCAUCUCUAUGGAUCUAAACACACACUUGAUAGAAAAUAUGUAUUUAAACAUCUACAAGGAAAGAACAUCUUAAUGAGAAGUUCUGGCUCAUACCAGUUAAAAUGUUUGUUUUUUUUAAUUUGUUUAUAGCUUCUUUCUCUCUCUAAUCAAGCUGGGCAGAAUCAAACUGAACUGAAUUUUAUUUGAGCUGGUUUCAAAUACUAAUUGGGGAGGGCUAUAGUUAGUUACCCGGCCUCUUUACCAGCAUCAGACCUGACACUACACCACCAAACUGAACCACACUAUCAGCCACUGAGUCUGCUACUAAAAUGAUGUUUCACUGCCUGGAGGAAGGUUUUCACUCUUUAGCCAGCACACCCUAAGGAGGAGGAGUUCAUCAAGAGGUCUGACUUUCACAUAUGUACAGAUGUAAACAGAAAAACAAAAAAAAAAAACAACAGUGCUACUGAUCGCCAGGAUGGCUGAUUUUCACAGCUGACCCUGUAUGAACUCGCAGAAGAAUUUGUGCUAAAAUGUAAAAAUGUUCUACCAAAGUGAAAUAUCUUUUCAGAGGUGUUGAAGGGAACUGUUUUUUUGUAGUCAGAUUUUGGCUGCUGUUUUUCAAGCAUCUCAGACCAGGAAACUGAAGUUUUGUCUAUGAAAAGAAGAAAAAUAUUCCUAAAUAUUAACAUUCUUCCAUGUCUUUACAUGCAAUAUUAGUUUUUGGCCAUAGUUUCACAGAAGAAAUUAGGAGUAUCGGAUUAUCACUUGGUCUGAGCUGGUUGAAUCAAAAUUACAAUCUCUCUCUAAAAAUCUAUCCAUGCAUCUCCUUUUCUUUUCACCCACCUCUAACUACAGAAUUUUCAUCCCCAAUUUCUACCUCUACACCUCAGUUUCUUUGUAUCUUCAAUUAUCUCCUUUUUCCUUUUUCUUUUCUUUUUUACAUUUAUAUCAUACAUUGACAUCAGCGUUUGGCCCUAACCGGCUAUAAAGAAGCUAUAACUGAUUUCCCUUUUUUUGUAAUAUUGCACAAAUAAAACUUCCCUGCACAGUGCAAACUACUGUAUGCAUACACACAUCUUUAACUUUCAUCUCAUUGUCUUUUUAUUUUGUUUUAAAAAAAAAAAAAAAAAAAAUCGUGUUCACUCAUAUAAUAUAGAGAAAUCAGACCCACUUGUUUUAUAUAUGUUAAUUUUUUCUGUAAAGCCUUAGUCCUCGUAUUUGAUUUUAUUUUUGUAGAUAUGAUUAAAAAAAAGGAUGUAUAAAUUAUUUUCUUUGCCCUUGUUUUUAAAAUUGGUGAGAUUGUUAGCUGCACAGAAGCAAAGAGGAGCGAGCUCAUGUUUAAGAUUCAUGUGUUUUUGUGAGAUUAAAAGAAACUGGAUAA
Messenger RNA from Seriola dumerili (greater amberjack), 8309 nucleotides. It is a transcript of the gene arhgef11, whose product is annotated as Rho guanine nucleotide exchange factor 11. The coding region runs from base 529 to 4845 and encodes 1438 amino acids. Gene Ontology annotation, cellular component: cytoplasm. The transcript is spliced from 41 exons. Lineage: Eukaryota; Metazoa; Chordata; Actinopteri; Carangiformes; Carangidae. Gene Ontology annotation, molecular function: guanyl-nucleotide exchange factor activity; G protein-coupled receptor binding. Gene Ontology annotation, biological process: G protein-coupled receptor signaling pathway; intracellular signal transduction. The record is from RefSeq and is a predicted model, not a curated record.